AUGGCGGAACGGGAACGACGCUUAAAGGGCCUCCGCGAGUCAAUUGCGCAGCUCGAAUCUGAACUAUCUCAGCUGGAAAAGGAGGUUGCAGAGAAUAAAGCGGAGCUGCGGAAUGAUCCCACAGAAACAGUACAGCGACAUGUCCGUCUAUUGCAUGAGUACAAUGAUAUUAAAGAUGCGGCGCAGGGAUUGAUGGGAUUGAUUGCGGACGCUAAAGGAGUCAGGGUAGCGGAGGUUCACAAGGAGUAUGGAGUUGACGAGAAGGAUUGA
Molecule: messenger RNA, 270 nt
Organism: Penicillium pulvis
Lineage: Eukaryota; Fungi; Ascomycota; Eurotiomycetes; Eurotiales; Aspergillaceae
Product: SWI5/SAE3 family protein
Exons: 3
Coding region: 1-270 (89 amino acids)
Biological process (GO): meiotic DNA recombinase assembly involved in reciprocal meiotic recombination; double-strand break repair via homologous recombination; meiotic joint molecule formation
Cellular component (GO): Swi5-Sfr1 complex; Swi5-Swi2 complex
Source: RefSeq, a predicted model, not a curated record